AUGAUAAACCCGAGAUUACUUACACGAGUAGCAGCACAGCCGCUUGCUCAACGAUUCUCUUAUUCCACAGCAACAGCAGCAACAGCAACAGCAGCAGCAGCAGUUGGCGCUUCAUGUCAAGGCACACUAAUGAAGCCCAUCAAUGAUAAACCCAUUGGCUAUCUCACAUUACCAGGCUUGGUGAAAUACGAUGCAGCGUUAGAAUUACAAUCGUACCUCGUUUCAAGACGUCAUAAAAUCACACAAAACACAUUGGAAACCUCAGAGCCUGCCGACAUGAUUUGCUUGUUGGAACAUCCUCCUACAUUUACAGCCGGUAGACGCAUUCGAGGCAAGACUGAGCAAGAGGAAGAAGAGAGACUCAAGAAAUUAGGAGCUGAUUAUUAUGAAACCAUGAGAGGAGGCCAGAUUACAUUCCAUGGUCCUGGGCAACUCAUUGCUUAUCCUAUUCUGGAUGUCAGAGAUUAUCAACUCAAUGUCAGAUGCUAUGUAUCUCGAUUAGAAAAAACUAUUAUAGACUGCUGUGCAAAAUACGACAUUCAGGCCAACACCACAGAGAAUACAGGUGUUUGGGUGGGCCAGGAUAAAAAGAUUGCAGCGUUGGGUGUUCAUUUACAACGCUAUGUCAGCAGCCAUGGCUUGGCAUUGAACUGCAAUGUGGAUUUAAAUUGGUUUGAUCAAAUUGUGCCUUGUGGUCUAUCUGAUAAAGGCGUUACCUCCAUCACAAAGGAAACUGGACAACAAACAAGCCCUCAAGAUUACAUGUGGAUUUGA
Messenger RNA from Mucor velutinosus, 774 nucleotides. It is a transcript of the gene VAS1, whose product is annotated as valine--tRNA ligase. Gene Ontology annotation, biological process: protein lipoylation. The coding region runs from base 1 to 774 and encodes 257 amino acids. Gene Ontology annotation, molecular function: lipoyl(octanoyl) transferase activity. Lineage: Eukaryota; Fungi; Mucoromycota; Mucoromycetes; Mucorales; Mucoraceae. The transcript has 3 exons. The record is from RefSeq and is a predicted model, not a curated record. Gene Ontology annotation, cellular component: mitochondrion.